AUGGACCUUCAUUCUGAUGACGGCCUCGGCUUCGGUCACGGCGAUGUCGACAUCGACCUGGACUUGCGUUCUACAGGCGGUGUCGACGAUGACGAAUCACUUGACGAUGCUGGAACUGAUGCCGGCCAGGAUGUACAAACCGUCUCGGGAGAUCAGGACGACUUCAUGGCAGACAACGAGGAUAUCAUUGAAGAGGAUGUCGUUGAUGAAGAUGUAGAGUUGAAUUUGCAGCCGCACUCAGCUGACCAUAUCACCGCGCUUGAGCAGCCCCUGCCCCAGGAAGAUGAUGCAGAAGAAGAUCUGAUCGAUUACUCGGAUGAAGAGGACACAGCCGCAGACGGGACCCCCGUCGCCGCAAACGCACCGCAAGCUGAUAAUCACGAUGACUCUGUCAUUGCUGAAGUGGGUGCAGACACUGCCGCUGUCGAUGAAGCGUCUGGCCCCGGCGAUUAUGCUGGAGAGGAUGAGACCGGGUCACACCUUGCCACAGUCUCGCAUGAUGGUCAGAACGAUUUGUCUCUCGCGCAAGAACAAGAACCGUACACGUUGCAGCAGCAUGGGACAGCUUCCACUCAGCAAGACGACGAAUCGAAAAAUGAGAAUCAUAAUGACUUCGAAACUUCGGCCCAGGAGACGCAAAGCCAAGUACGAGGAGCAAGUGAACCUGCCGUUUUCUCGACUGCUACCGGCGUUGGGGAAUCUUCCUUCGCGCAAGGUGGGCAAGAUGGUGAAGGUUCCAAUUUCCACCCAGUCAACGUCAACUUCAACGGAAAAGAUUACUGGUUAUUCCAGCAUCAUGAUUAUGAAGGCAGUGGGGAUUAUCUCCUUGAUGACGCUUCAUUUUUGGAACAGCCUCUCCAUGCCGUCAUCAAUGCAUGUCGGGAAGCUCUCAGUGCUCUUGACGUGAUCGUUCCCAGUGAUCUGGAGCUCGGCUUCCGCCUCGACAGCCUCCACCAUGUCGAGUUAUAUGAAGAACAUUCAACGUGUGCAUUCUUCAGCUUGAACGAUAUACUUCGUGUGUAUCUGCAACUCUAUGCUCACGACGGAAUCACUGACCCUGAGUACUUCUGCAUCACCCUCUUGUCUCGCCCACGAGUUUCAUCCCUUCUUGCCGAGCUCUCUAGAGCCGCUACGGAAGGCAUUGGCUAUUCAGGCUUGGACAAUGUCAUCGCCUCUGGACAGAGUCUUUUCAGUAUCCACAACUCACAUAGUCCUACUGAACAUAGUUCUGGGGAAUGGGAAGAGGGUGACGUGCAAGAAGUGUCGAAAGCGCAGGCUCACCUUGAUGGUGGUAAGCAAGAUGAAUACGAAGAAGAUCAUCAUGAGGGUCACGAGGGAGACAAUGUCCAAGCGCCAUAUGAUGAAGAGCAUGGCGAUGAGGGGUGGCAUCACGAGACCAAUAAUGAGGACCAGCCUGAGCGUGAGAAUGCAGCUGAGGUUUCUGAAGAGAAAGAAACAGCAGCUGUCUCAGCAAGCGACAAUGCUGAUGCUGAAAAUGCGAUAGCGAGUACGAACGAGCAUGUGGAGCGAUCCAUCGUCGACACUGCUGCUUCAGAGCAGAACGUCCAGGAUCCUCAGGAUGAUUUCAUCGAUUAUAGUGACGAUGAGGACAGUAAGGGCGCACCUGGCAACCAAAUCCAGACGAGCCGAGUUUCGUCGGCUUCUGCAACGGUCCAGGGUGAUGAAGCCUCUCAGACACAGGACUAUGCUGAGGACGUAGCUCAAGAUGAGCAGCAGAGCAAGCAUGAUGACGAAGCUACGCAUAUUGGACAAGCAGGCUUUGGUGCUGAUGUCUUUGCUAAAUAUGAAGGCAACGAUUACUCUUAUGGAGGGCAAGCUUCUGGAGGAGGUUAUGAAGAAGAGUAUGGGCAGGAUUACAACGAGGGUCAAGAGCUUGAGAGCUACCCAGCGUACGACGACGCUCAGGCGAUGGUUGAACACACUAACCCCCUCGGUGAUCUCGAACAGCAGCCUGUAGAUCAUGCUGAUGACCUCCAAAUCUUUGUGGGGUCGAACGUCGGCGAGCCUGACGUUGUAGACGAUACCUUCGACGGAACAAACGACUUUUUGGAGUUUGAUGACACAAUUGCGGCACCACAACAAACAGUGGACAAUGAAGCCGCAGAGGACGAGAUAGACUACUCUGACGAGGAGGACGGCGCGGUCAGUCAAGCUCCGGUUGCCGCAUCUGCGGCUGCAGACUCCGUUGUCGCUUCGUCUACCGGACCUCAAAAUUUGUCUCCACAAGGACAGAAGAGAACAAUCGACGAGGUUGGUAAUGGUGCAGUGGACGGCAUCACAUCAAUAGGUAUGCUUCCGCGUAGGCGCCCAACGUUGUAG
Molecule: messenger RNA, 2340 nt
Organism: Didymosphaeria variabile
Lineage: Eukaryota; Fungi; Ascomycota; Dothideomycetes; Pleosporales; Didymosphaeriaceae
Exons: 1
Coding region: 1-2340 (779 amino acids)
Source: RefSeq, a predicted model, not a curated record